CCCAGGCGGGCCGCGCAUGCGCAGUGUGCGGCGCCGCGCUGAGGCGAGCGGCGCAUGCGCAGAGCGGCGGCGCGGCGAGGGGCGUGAGGGGCGCCAUGGCCGGGUACAGCGCGGAGGAGCGCGGCGCCCCGCACAGCGCCGGGUACCGCCUGUUCCUCAAGGACGCGGCCGGGCGGUACAUCUCCCCCUUCCACGACAUCCCCCUGCGCGACGGCGGCGCUGAGAAUGUGUUCAACAUGGUUGUGGAAAUACCUCGCUGGACAAACGCUAAAAUGGAGAUUGCGACAAAGGACCCCUUAAACCCAAUUAAGCAAGACGUGAAGAAGGGAAAGCUGCGCUACGUAGCCAACGUGUUUCCCCACAAGGGCUACAUCUGGAAUUACGGUGCUCUCCCGCAGACUUGGGAAGACCCAGGGCAUAAGGAUGAAGGUACUGGCUGCUGUGGAGAUAACGAUCCCAUCGACGUGUGCGAGAUUGGAAGUAAGGUCUGCUCUCGAGGGGAGGUGAUCAAGGUGAAGGUGCUGGGCACGCUGGCACUGAUCGAUGAGGGCGAGACAGACUGGAAGAUAAUCGCUAUCAAUGUUGAAGACCCUGAGGCGGGCAACUAUAAUGAUAUCCAUGAUGUCAGGAGGAUGAAGCCUGGGUACUUGGAAGCUACGGUGGACUGGUUCAGAAGAUACAAAGUACCUGACGGAAAGCCAGAAAACCAGUUUGCUUUUAACGGUGAAUUUAAAGACAAGGAUUUUGCAGUGAACGUCAUCAAAAGCACUCACGAGCACUGGAAAGCUUUGAUAGCUAAAAAAACUGACGGAGGAGAGAUCAACUGCACAAACCUGACGGUCUCGGACAGUCCCUUCUGCUGUAGUCAAGAGUGUGCUAAAGCUACUGUGGAUGCAGCACCACCCUGUACGGCUGCCAACCCCAUCCCACCAGAAGUGGACAAGUGGUUCUACUACCCCAAAAACUAAGGCGCAGGGACGGACGCUGAGCCAGCUGCGAUCCUCCAGCGGAGCCCCCCUGCCCGCUCCCCCAGCCCCCCAGCUUCCAUGUCACCGAGCAGCCCCUGCCUCUAAUUUAUGCCGCCGUGAGCUGCCCCCAACCCCGCUGCAUCCAGCCGGGGGGGGGGCUCUGGGAUGCUCGGCUCCCCCCUGAACCCACCGCCUGUACCCCACAGCAGGUGGUGGGGGGCGAGGCCGGCCCGGUACGCGUAGUGUGGGCGCUGGAAAUAAAACUACUGAACCCGC
Anas platyrhynchos (mallard) is the source of this 1244-nucleotide messenger RNA. RefSeq names its product inorganic pyrophosphatase 1 (gene PPA1). Lineage: Eukaryota; Metazoa; Chordata; Aves; Anseriformes; Anatidae. The record is from RefSeq and is a predicted model, not a curated record. Gene Ontology annotation, molecular function: magnesium ion binding; inorganic diphosphate phosphatase activity. Gene Ontology annotation, cellular component: cytoplasm. Gene Ontology annotation, biological process: phosphate-containing compound metabolic process.